CUGUGGGACAAGCAAGAGUCGCAAGUUGGAUUACAUUGUAAAUAGAAAGCAGGAGAAUCAUUCGCCCAUGUCGUAAAUAUACAUUUCAAAUUACCUUCGACUGAGUACAUGUAAUAAUUAGCUAAUUGUGUAUUUGCUGAAACAGUCAUAUCGGUGUUUUUGAGGAAUUACAAGGGAUUUAAAGCAGAAUAAAUAGCUAUGUAUCGGUCUCUGUAUGCCUUCCGAUCUGCGGAGCCCAACUCGCUCCACUUCGGGGCGGGUGAGAGCUUUCUGAUCCUGGAACGCAGCAACAAACACUGGUGGCUCGGCUCGCGCUGCAGUUCGGGCGAAACCGGCUACGUUCCCGCUUCUUACAUCGAAAGGAUUCAGGUAGGUUUAACCAUGGUUUCUUAACAUAACUUUAUUGAUUAGUGAAAGUGGAACGUGGAUUUUGACAAGUAGGUCUUCCACGCUAGCUUGUUAGCAUGAUAAAAGAGAGUGGACCACAGUCAGUCAGAUAAUGUAACGAUCGGGGAGAGGUCCAAUUGCUGCGUUGCAUUCCAAUAGACCUGAUUUAAGCUACUUUUGUGACUUUCUUUCACGUGACAGUCCUCGGUGAACGGGAGACAUGCUAGAUAGAGACUGAGAACAUUUUGCUCUGCUGCAUUGCCUGUGUCCUUUGCUCAGUUUUUUUAUAGGCUUUUCGCUGCAUAUUAACAGUAUUUUCCAUAUGCAACAUGACACUGUUAUAUGUGGACGUUUACAUGUAAACUAAAAUAUGUUUCCAGAAUAAACCCAAAUGGUCUAAUCAGAGAGGCAUGGCAAAUUCGCAAUGCCAGCUGGGUCUGUACCGCAGGGGUAGUUGGGACAUAAGCCAAAAAUGCAUUAACAAAUGUGGCGACGCAUCUGUUAUUUGUGUGUCACGCGUCUAAAAUCUCGUGACUGAUGAUGAGAUUAGAGUAAAUACAGUACGUACAUAGGAUACAUUGCUUUUAAUCAGAUAACACCAAUAAAAACUGUAAUCUAAUCUAAUUUCUUAUGCUUUCUAUGGGGAGAGCUCAAUUAGAAGAGCUAUGCAUAGUUUGUGACAACUCAGGCCUUUCAGAUCAAUGCCCGCAUCCCAUAUUCCAUACAGCUACACAGCUGGAUUCUCCAAUGCACUUUUAUUUGUGUCAAUGAGUUCUCAGUGUGAACUGCAUGAGUGUGUUUUGCUGAAAUUGUGUAUUGUGUAUCUGAUUUUGUGAAAUGAAACCACGCUGAAGCAGAGCGAUAUUCAGUCAGUGUGGAUUCCACACUGUGCAGCAGGAUUUGCUGUCUGACUGUGUCCUUGCCUAGGCCAUGUAGGUGAGGUCAGGCUAGGUGUCUGCCUGUAUCUGGACUGCGUUGGUUGGCGUGUUACUGUUCAGAGGGUUUGAUUUUGGUUGGAUAACCAUGCUGUCCUAGUUUUUUCUGCCUGGAGUCCCAUUUUGCCCUCCAGACAAAUGUUUUGUUUGUUUUUGUUUCCUUGUUUCAAAAUAAUUAAUGCUGAUAUUGAAUAUUUAACUCUCUCUCUCUCUCUCUGCCCUCCUUUUCUCUCUGCCCCAGGCUCCAGAGCAGGAUGAGGUUUUACAGUCUAUCGACAGGGCCAUCGAAGGGAUCCAUAACAUGGCCAUGAAGAACGGGGGCAAAUACAACCUGGAGCAGCGAGACAUGCUACAGUGAGUGCAACAUGAAUACACACACAGUCACAUACUGAUGUGUAGAAUCCUCAUGCAGCAGUUCCCUGAUUGGUGCUGAUUCCUGAUCAUCAUAGGGUGGCAGGUAGCCUAGUGGUUAGAGCGAAUACCCGAGCCGACAAGGUGAAAAAUAUGCCGAUGCGCCCUUGAGCAAGGCACUUAACCCUAAUUUGCUCCAGGGGUGCCGUAAUACUAUGGCUGACCCUGUAAAACAACACAUUUCACUGCACCUAUCUGGUGUAUGUGACAAUAAAUACAAAUAAAUAAACCUGCAUGGUUUCUCUCUGAUCAGUUAUCUUCAUAGGCUGCAUCUGAAAUGACCCCCUAUUCAUUACAUAGUAAGAUGUAGUAAGAUUAAAUUACAUUUCAGACAUAGCCAUUGACUCUCUCUUUGCGUCUGGAACAGGAAGUUGAUCCAUCACAGGAAGGAGACCCUGUCAAGGCGAAGUCCAACUCCAUCCGGUCCUAAGCAGGGCCUGCCCUCCUCUACCAGCGAACUGUCCCUCAGCCACACCCCGCAACCACCCAAUGGGAUCAGCCGCACAAUGUCAGAGAGUACCGACAAUGUGCAGGGGCUUUACCAGGUAUUGGAUAGAGACUUGCAUUCGUACGCACCUGAAGAAGAAUACAUGAUAGUCCAUUUUUUGAGAAGGCUGAGACAUAUAACUGAUAUCCUGAUAUUUACUCUGAUUUAAUGUUAUCUCUUGCAGGUGCCUCCUCAGCCCCGUCGUGCAGCACCCAUAACUCCACCCCCUCCUGAGAAACUAAGAGCCAGCCGACGCCCAGGUGACUCUCACCAUCACCAUGGAGACACACAUCUUCUUUCCACACACACACUCACACAUUCUCACACACACACACACACACACACACACACACACACACACUACUCAUGCCAUCUACUGCAACUUCUACACUGACUCUAUUCUCUCUCGCUCCUCCUUAUUCUUCCUCAUUCUCUCUUUCUCAGCAGAGUCAUCCAUUCCUCCUCCUCCUGGCCUCGCCCCUGCUGCAGGGACUGGCCUGUCCCCCUCUGUCAGCUCCGCCUCCCUGGACUCUGGUUCCUCCCACUCCGUGGUGUCCUCUGAUGUCAGCCUUCCAAGCGUUGCCAGCACCCCGCCCCCAGUGCCAAGCCGUGUGAAGCCCCCGCCCCCUCCUCCAGACGACCUACCUCCCUCUGACCCCUCUCCCCAGCCAGCUCCCUCAAAGAAGGGCCCCACACCCCAACCUCAACCUCAGCCCACUCCCCCACCACAGCCCAGCACAGAGGACCAAUCAGAAACCGACUGGCCUCUUGCCCCGCCCUCUGUCGCUGAAAGCCCCCCCGGCAGCCCCACUCACUCAGAGCCUGUCCCCGGGACAACAGGGGCAGAGCUUAUUGAGCUGGUGAGGAGGAACACGGGCCUGAGUUACGAUCUGUCUCGUGUAGCGGUGGGUGUGGUCGUGGGUCACCUGCAGACAACCUUACCUCAAGCCUCAUCUGCCUUAGAGAAAGUCCUCCUCUCAUUGGUAGAGAGCAAGGUCAGUUACAUAACCGUCUAGUAGCAACUUACUUGCUCCAAUACACAGUAUUUCAUGUUAGAAGUGUGUUAUAACCUCAACCUUUAGAAAGUGAAGUUGUUAUACGUGCACAUUAUACUUGUACAUAACAGGAAAGUCUGCAAAUUAAAAUGCUCUUUAUACUAACUAUAACAGUGACAACGUUUCAAUCCGAUGUGGAUCUUCGUCAGGUCAAACAGAUUCCAUUUGCACAUAACAUACCCCAUAAUAACCCCAACCUCUUCCUGUAGGAUCAGAGUUCGGUGUUGCCACAAGGACAAGUGUGUCACGAUGAACAGCGCCUGGAGGUCAUCUUAGGCGACCUUGCCCGUCACGUUGACGACUCUCAACAGCGCAGCUGGGCCCUUCACGAAGACCACUCUCUCAUCGCAUGUUACUUGGAGGAGCUGCUGAAGAUACUGGUGAGAUACGUGCACUCAGGGACAGUUGACUCAGGACUGGCAUCUGGGUUGUAUUCACUAGACGCCAAACAGAAGAAAACGGACCGAAACGGGAAGGGACUGCCUGAAUGUGUCCAAUAAGAAACGCUUGUCUUCCUUUUUAGUUGCAAAAUGUUUUGCUACGGUGUGCACUAAUGAAUACAACCCUGGACAAAGAGAUUCCUUGAUAGAUGUGAUAGUAUUACCACUGAUACUUUUGGUAACUGUUGAAUCUAAGGAAGAGGGUGUUUGUGUCCACAGACGGAUGCAGAUCCAGAGGUGUGUAAGAAGAUGUGCAGGGUCAACCACUCGGAGCCAGUGCUGUCACUAGUGACCUAUUACCAGAUGGUAAGAUAUUCUACAUGUCACUCACUACCAGAUCCUUAACUCUGUGUUACCCUGUCAUACUGUUUCCCACCCAAGAGGGCCACAAUGUAAAAAAGCCUUCAGACUUAUUUUUAAAUAUGUUGUUUGUGGUAUGAAUUAACUUAAUUAUCAUAGAUGAGUGAUGUUUCACCGGCGUGUUGGAAACGCAUAGUUGCAUAGUAACGGUGUUACUUCCUUUGUCACUGUGCAGGAACACAGAGUGUCUCUACGCCUGCUGUUGCUCAAGGUGUUUGGGGCGAUGUGUAGCCUGGACUCUACCCUCAUCUCCACCCUCCUCAACUCCAUCCUGCCUAUGGAGCUGGCCAGAGACCUGCAGACAGACACACAGGGUGAGGAGGCCUCCUCUAUCACUUCCUUUUCUCUCUCUCUCUCUUUUUUCUCUCUCACUGUGACCUUUGUCUCCUUCCUCAUGUCUUUCUGUUUCAGUCUAUUUUAUUUAGCAUCCCUUUAUAUCUUUUUCAUGAAUGUUUGUGUGUCUGUGUUUUAUCUCUCCCCAGAACAUCAGAAGAUGUGUUACACAGCCUUGGUCCUGACUAUGAUCUUCUCUAUGGGGGAGCAGGUGCCCUAUCACCACUAUGGUAUGAGCAACAUUAAAUAGGACCACUAUAUUGCUUUAGAAUCCUUACAAAUUGCCAUCACAUUAUCGAUCAAUAUGUCCAAACUCAAAGGUGAAAAUGUAACUCUCUCUAUCUCUUUAUUUUUCUCUCUCUCUCUCUGUUUAUCUCUCCCUCCACAGAGCACUUAAAUGCUAGUUUUGUUCAGUUCCUGCUAGAUGUGGUUGAGGACGGUCUUCCCUCUGACCCCACAGAACAGCUCCCUGACCUCUGUGUCAACCUCAUCCUGGCCUUUAACCUGCACCUCAUAGGUGAGAGGACACAGGCUUUAGACAGAGCAAACACCUUUUAUUUUACAGGGGUACUUCACUGCUCUUAUUCAUGAUCUGCAGCUCCAUACCAGUUCGACGUGAAAACAGUGAUUUUCUAUGUCCUGUAUUUAAUCAAUAUGAGGUUAAAAAUUGGUGAAGGGGAAUGUUCCCUAUUGACUGCUUUAUGUAUUAUGGCAAAGGGGACCCAAGCGUUCUUUUGAGAGUUUUAAAUGACUUUUACUUUGUGUGUUUUACCUAUGAGGUGUGGUAUUUGUGGUAGUGUAAAGUGUAUGUUGUUUCAAGGUUUGAAUAUUCUUUCUCUCUUUCAGUGCCCAGCAGCAACGUGAUAAUGCAGACUGUGGUCAAGAAGAACGUGAAGAUCUUCUCUGAGAAAAUAGUGCUUCUACUAAACAGAGGAGGCGAGACACACCUUUGUUUACAUGGGUUUUAUUCAAUACAAUACAGUUUGAAUCCAUUCUCAGUCCUUUUUCACUUUCCUCUCUCUGUCUACAUACUCUUACUUGUUAUUUCUCUCCUCUCUCCAGAUGACCCUGUGUGUGUCUUUAAACAUGCUCCCCCUGCCCCACAUUCAGUACUUAAGUUCCUGCAGGAUGUCUUUGCCAGCCGAGACUCUUCAGACAUCUUCUACCGCACGGAUAUGAUGGUGAUGAUAGACAUCGCUGUUCGAUGCAUCUCUGACCUCUCACCUGGGGACAAGGUGACACUGAUAUGCACGCACACACACACACACACACACACCUCUUCCCAUUGGCCAGACAGCCUGGGACCUAAGCAUGGCUGAGUCUUAUGUUUGGCUUGAUAAAUGCAUCCUCAAAAGGAAAGUGAACGUGAACUGUAUAAUGACUGUGCUUGCUAAUGGCCUCACAUUCUCUUCAUCUCUUUCUCUCUCUCUCUCUCUCGUUUCCCUCCCUCCAGUUGAGGAUGGAGUACCUCUCCCUCAUGCACUCCAUCAUGCGCUCCACAGACUACCUGGAGCACCGGCACCGCCUCUCCGACCUGCAGGGCGCACUGCAAAGAAUUCUGGGAGAAGAGGACGACUCAGGAGUGGACGAGGGCGGGGCCACAGCCAAACAGAUGGAUAAGCUAAUAGUGCAGGAGAUCUACAAGGAAUUCCCUCAGAUCAGCGAGAGCUAG
Molecule: messenger RNA, 6080 nt
Organism: Coregonus sp. 'balchen'
Lineage: Eukaryota; Metazoa; Chordata; Actinopteri; Salmoniformes; Salmonidae
Source: the annotation of a GenBank genome assembly